Molecule: messenger RNA, 1372 nt
Organism: Cavia porcellus (domestic guinea pig)
Lineage: Eukaryota; Metazoa; Chordata; Mammalia; Rodentia; Caviidae
Product: MORF4 family-associated protein 1
Exons: 2
Coding region: 12-395 (127 amino acids)
Source: RefSeq, a predicted model, not a curated record
GCGGCGGCGCGAUGCGGCCCCUGGACGCCGUGGAGCUGGCGGAGCCCGAGGAGGUGGAGGUGCUGGAGCCCGAGGAGGACUUCGAGCAGUUCCUGCUGCCCGUCAUCCACGAGAUGCGCGAGGACAUCGCGGCGCUGACGCGCGAGCGCGGGCGGGCGCAGGCGCGCGAGCGCGGCAAGCUGUGGGAGAUGGACAAUCUGCUCAUCCAGAUCAAGACGCAAGUGGAGGCCUCGGAGGAGAGCGCGCUCAACCACCUGCAGAGCGCGGCCGACGGCGCGCAGGCCCGGCCGGCGCCGCGGGGCGACAAGGCCGAGGAGAAGGCCCAAGAGAUGGCGAAGAUGGCCGAGAUGCUGGUGCAGCUGGUACGGCGGAUAGAGAAGGGCGAGUCGUCGUGAGGGAGCCGGCGGUUUCCAGCCAAUGGAUUCUGGUCAAGCGAUGGAGAUUGGCUGACGCCCUGGAGAAGCUGAAACCAGAGAGCCUUUUGUUUUCCCUUUUCCUCUGUCUCCACUCUGUCCUCACUUACACUACGUUUCUGCUAUGAUCUGUGGCUGAUGACCUCAAUUUGAGUUUUGACAGUUAGAUGUUUUUGUUUGGGGAAGUUACUUUUGUUUGGAAACGCUCUCACAUACAGAAUUAGGACCUAGAUUGUAAGCUCUUGCGGCAGUCACAUUGGUUUCUGGGCUUCGGUUGUUCUAAAUUUUUGAGAUGCUUUGCCUUCUCGUGUGACUUGAGAGCUCCCUGGAACUUUGGGUCUGUCAUGCGUGAGUCUCAGAGGCCGUUGGUGCAGCGCAGCUCCGGAGUCGAGGGGCUUCGCUCUUUCUCAAGACUACUCUUCGAAGCAGCUGCCUAGGAAGGGACCAGACUUGAGCUGGGUACACCCACGGGCCUGAGUGGAGAGGAGUGGCGGACCUGAAGGAGAAGUGGGGGGUGGUGUUUGUACUGGGGACUUUCAUUUCUGUGUGAGACCAAAGGAGGAGAGACGUAUUUUGUUCACAAAUUUAAAUUCUGUGUGCUGCACCAUCUGAUGUGACCUGUCUGGAGAGUUUGUUUGGACAACCUGACCCAGCGCUGGUUCCAUGGAAGCUAGCCUAGGAGAAGAGGUCCUGACCUUCUGGACAAGUCAAAGUACUGGGGGGGAUUCUGGGCAUCAACAGAAGCUAUUUGCAAAGGUCUUUGAGGGGCUGCAGGAAAAAAGCAUGGGGCUGGCUCCGAGGGUCAGCCAGGCCGCAUCUUCACAAUUCCUGUGUUAUCCAGCAGUCAGUUAAUUUGAGUAGCAGGCCUGAUGAGUAUUUGAGGUCAAAACCCUACCAUGUUUAAAAAGACAAACUUAACCAUGUUAAUAAAAGUAUUCAUUUGCUUGAAAAAGACAAAA